Ictalurus punctatus (channel catfish) is the source of this 4604-nucleotide messenger RNA. It is a transcript of the gene trim37, whose product is annotated as tripartite motif containing 37. The transcript has 26 exons. Bases 397 to 3375 code for a protein of 992 amino acids. Gene Ontology annotation, biological process: negative regulation of centriole replication; protein autoubiquitination. The record is from RefSeq and is a predicted model, not a curated record. NCBI's taxonomy places the organism in Eukaryota, Metazoa, Chordata, Actinopteri, Siluriformes, Ictaluridae. Gene Ontology annotation, molecular function: ubiquitin protein ligase activity; tumor necrosis factor receptor binding; zinc ion binding. Gene Ontology annotation, cellular component: aggresome; peroxisome.
GCGACAUACAUUGACAGCGCGAGCCGCAUUUGGACGCUAUGUUUUUUUUUUACGCUUAGCUUAGCAUAACAUGUAUUAGCUAUAGAGUGGACAGUGAAGUCUGUAGGGUUUUUCAGUUGGUGUAAUUUCAUGUAGAUAUUCGAUGCUAACUACAACGUGAGUAGGGCUUGUGGAAGAUCCCGCCCCUGCACACGAUUGGCUAGCAGUACCCCGCUAUUUUUGUUACGAUUGGCUGGUGGUUUUAAUGUCGCGCGCGAGCUGAGCGCUGAUUGGACAGAAUCUAUUCGCUUGAGGAUUUGUCGGAAAACGAGGGUUGAAAGAAAAAUAACGCCAGCUCCUGGGUUUAAGAACAAUCGUUCUGAUCACUUCAGCUUACAGGAAGUGAAGCUGGCCGACAUGGACGAGCAGAGCGUCGAGAGUAUAGCGGAGGUGUUUCGCUGCUUCAUUUGUAUGGAGAAGCUGCGGGAUGCUCGUCUCUGCCCCCACUGCUCCAAACUCUGCUGCUUCAGCUGUAUACGGCGCUGGCUGACGGAGCAGAGGGCACAGUGUCCACACUGCCGGGCUCCGUUACAGCUGCGGGAGCUGGUGAACUGUCGCUGGGCCGAGGAGGUCACGCAGCAGCUGGACACACUGCAACUCUGUAAUCUCUCCAAACACGAGGAGAACGACAAAGACAAAUGUGAAAACCACCAUGAGAAGCUGAGUGUGUUCUGCUGGACUUGUAAGAAAUGCAUCUGUCAUCAGUGUGCACUGUGGGGAGGCAUGCACGGAGGACACACGUUUAAGCCACUUGCUGAGAUUUACGAGCAGCACGUCAACAAGGUCAACGAGGAGGUGGCUAAACUCAGACGCCGGCUCAUGGAGCUCAUCAGCCUGGUCCAGGAAGUGGAGAAGAAUGUGGAGGCGGUGCGAGGGGCGAAGGACGAGCGAGUGCGAGAGAUCAGGAACGCUGUUGAGAUGAUGAUUGCACGGUUGGACAAUCAGCUCAAGAACAAACUCAUCACACUCAUGGGCCAGAAGACGUCCCUCACGCAGGAGACGGAGCUGCUCGAGUCUCUGCUGCAGGAAGUGGAGCAUCAGCUGCGCUCAUGCAGUAAGAGUGAGCUGAUAUUGAAGAGCCCGGAGAUUCUGCUCAUGUUCCAGCAGGUCCACCGGAAGCCCAUGCAGUCCUUCGUCACCACACCUGUACCACCUGACUUCACCAGUGAGCUGGUCCCUGCUUACGACUCGAGCACUUUUGUUCUGGCAAACUUCAGUACACUGAGACAGAGAGCGGACCCCGUGUACAGCCCUCCUCUCCAGGUAUCGGGACUGUGCUGGAGGCUGAAGGUUUACCCUGACGGGAACGGCGUCGUGCGGGGAAAUUACCUGUCCGUUUUCCUGGAGCUGUCGGCCGGCCUGCCCGAGACCUCCAAGUAUGAGUACCGCGUUGAGAUGGUGCACCAGGCUUCCAACGACCCGACCAAGAACAUCAUCCGAGAGUUCGCGUCGGACUUUGAGGUGGGCGAGUGUUGGGGCUACAACCGCUUCUUCAGACUGGAUCUGCUCGCUAGCGAGGGUUACCUCAACAUGCAGACCGACACCCUCAUCCUGAGGUAUCAGGUGCGGUCUCCCACCUUCUUCCAGAAGUGCCGUGAUCAGUACUGGUACAUCAGCCAGCUGGAGGCGGCGCAGUCCAGCUACAUCCAAGAUAUCAACACUCUGAAGGAGAGGAUGGACAUUCAGCAUUACCGGCGGCAGAAUUCUCGCAGCUCGUCCCCUCCGGAUCACCGCAUGUGCCCUCCCACGUCCACCACCGGCGCCGCUGCCCCGUCGGGCCGAGACUCCCGCCCCGGGAAGAUCGCUACAAUGGAGGAUGGGUUGCUGGUGAACGGAGACCAGACGAAAGAGGAGGAGGAAGAGGAGGAAGAGGAAAAGACUCAGCAUGAGGACUCGAACGAGCUGUCUGACGGUGACCUGGAGGUGGACUGUCUGACCGGAGACGAGGACGUGAACCCUCUGGACGGCAGCAGCACGUCCGGCAGCUCCACGGCCACCAGCAACACGGAGGAGAACGACAUCGACGAGGAGAACAUGUCCGGAGAGAAUGACGUGGAGUACAGCGGAAACUUGGACCUGGAGGAAGGAGAAAUUCCUGAUGAUGUUAUUGGAGCCACAGGUGAUCACCUCUAUAUUCCUCAGCACAGUUUGGCAUCAAUCUGGAACUCAGGAAGGGGGUGGGGCCUAAAGUCUGAAGGAGGCUCCAGCGCAGGAAUCCGGGGUUCGAGGAGGAGCGCAGCAGGAGCCACGGCCAGUCUGCUGGAGAUCGACCCGGUCAUCCUGAUCCAGCUCCUGGACCUGAAAGAGCACAGCCAUGUGGAGUCUCUGUGGGGAAUCCAGCCCCGGCCGCCCGCCUCGCUGAUCCCCAGCCAAGCGGCCUUGGUUUCGGCCCGUAAAGAGCGAGAGCGUCGUUCUCAGGCUGUGCGCCGCUCUGCCCCGGACUCGGCCGUCCUGACCCGACUCAAGGCCCAGAUGGCAGAGGUUCGCAGCAAGAUGGCAGAUGUGAAGGGGCAGCUGGAGGCCCGUGCCGGCGUCUCUGAUGCUCGUGUCACUCCUCUGUGCUCGGUUCUGGAUCACAAUGCCUCAACCGACCCGGAAACGGCAGCAAGACGCAAACCACGAGAACUGGACCUGCUGUUUAAAGCUCCCGGGACGAACAGACACGGCCGGCACGGUGGCAAGAAAGCUGUCUCUCCCAAGCAGGAAGUGGGAGGAGCGGUGGGAGGAGUCUCUCUGCGCCGGCGUGGUGAUGCUGUUGAGAAAGAGCUGAGAGGAGCAGCAGGAGACGCUCUCGAACCAUCAUUGUGCCCUAGAGAGGGCCCCUCCACUGCAGAGAGUCAGUGUUCGGUGAAAGCUCAGAGUGCGCGCGCGUCCCCUCCGUCUGUCCCCAGUUCCUCUGAGAACCGGCCCAAACUGGACGAGUCUCUGUACGGAGCUGCGGGGAGCGACAUUUUCGACUUGCCCGUCCUGAGUACCGCGCCUCCUGCAGGCAGCAAACAGCGCAGGACCACCUGCAGCACUGCUGCGCUGCUGACCGAUACAUCGUUAGAUUUCGAGCAUGACUGCUCCGGAGACAUCCACCAAUCACUGCUGAGUCUCACAGAGCCGCCAUCUUCCUCCUCAUGCCCUGAAGAAGGGUUGCUGUGUCAGAAGCCGUCUACGCACCUGUUGCCAGGUAUGAGCAGUGACAGUGAGGUGGAGUGUGAUACAGAGUAUGAAAAUGAGGACGAGGCUGGAGUUCUGGAGGAUGGAGAAGUUCUCUCACUGCCCUGCUCAGAAGAGCAGCUAAUGCCGGAUGAUCUGAGCUUUGUGACUGGGGAUACCACUGAGAGGUGAUCAGCAGACUCCAGACCAAAGAGAGGGUGUGUCGUGUGUGUGUGUGUGUGUGUGUGUGUGGGCGUGUCGUGUAAAGUUACAUUUGCAUAAGGAUACAGUAUUUAGAAAUGGAAAACUUAUAUAUUACUGAGAUGUGCAUUCCGUUAUGUGACCAAGGCGUGCGUGUGUGUGCGCGCGUGUACGUGUGUGCGCGCGUGUUUUUUUCUUUCUUAUAGUUGUUUAGCUUGAGAAAGAAAGGUCAAUAUGAAUAUUUAAUUAAGGACUAUAAUACUGAUUCUAAACCACUGUAUGUUUUUUGCACGUUUAAACGACUGAAGUUUAUCAGAUGGCGUUUUAUUUUUUUCAAGAGGUAAAUUGAUACAUGAUAAAAGCUUAAAGGAGCAUUUUGGCCAAAAAAACCUAAAUGUACACCCUGUCCCAUUCCAAAUAUACUCUCCACCUACCAGACUUUAAGCCACGCCCCCUCGAUGAGUAUGUGAUUGUAAUUUGCUCUUUAUGUGUGUCAUACAGCGGGACGUUUAAUGUUAAAUUAAUUGAUCGUCUCAAACAUUUAAUCCAAGGCUGAAUUUGUUCCUGAGUGAUUUUUAAGGUCUGAGGAUUUUGGCACAAUCAGUAAAAGCUGCUGCACUUCUUCUUAUCAUCCCCUAUUUAUAUUUUUGAUUAUUUUCCAGUUAGAGAUGAAUUUUAAUGCCAGUUGGACAUUAUGAACACUACUCCCUGUGAUUAUUUCCUCUCAAGCGUGCUCUUAUUUCCUAAACUGGGAGAUGGGAAGUGUUUCUUUUGUGCACGGCGUCCUCCUCCAGCAGGGGGGGCUUUCCCAAGAGAGCAUGUUUUAAACACACAUACACACACCGGGUACGUGCUGAUGCUGUUACCCUGUUAUCAUUUGUAAGCCAUGUUUAAGACCUUAAAUACCCCUCACCGGUGUCUCAUCUGAGAUUCACCUUCGUCACUUGGAGGCAGAUGUUUAUCUGACUCUCUACACAUUUCUUUAAGAAGGUGCUUGUCUUUUAAAAAAAAAAAAAAACGUUCACAAUGACAAUAUUAUGUGUAAAAUAUCAUGGUGUAUCGUAUUACCAAUUAUCAGCACGUAUCUGGUUCCACAGUUCACGCUCUCACAUUCGGUUCAUUUUUUAUUUUAGGUCUUUUUUUUUUUCGUUUCAUUUUGGUUGUCUGUACACUGCAAUAUUUUCUUUCUAUGUCCUAAUAAAUACUUUAUGUAAAAGGUU